AUGGGACUACAUGUGAUUGACACUGCUAUAGGUGCAGAUUUCAUGUGCACAAUUGAGUCAUUUCAAGUCGAGUCGAAGUUGAGAGAGACCACAUACAGGCUUGAACAGCAACUGGCAGAAGAGCAAGCUGCUCGAUUGAAGGCUGAAGAGUUUGCUCAAGAAGCUCAAAGGAAGUCAAAUGAUGAAAUUCGUAAGCUGAGAGAGAACCUAGAGAGAGCUCAGAGAGAGACUGAGGAGGUUCGAAAGCGAGCCGAAAGUGGUAGGUGUGCUAUUUUAUGA
This is a messenger RNA of Ilex paraguariensis (yerba mate), 279 nucleotides long. NCBI's taxonomy places the organism in Eukaryota, Viridiplantae, Streptophyta, Magnoliopsida, Aquifoliales, Aquifoliaceae. The record is from the annotation of a GenBank genome assembly.